AUGAUUAUUCCUGGUCCUCGUAAUCCUAAAACCAGGAUUGAUGUAUACCUGCAGCCCUUGAUUGAUGAGCUAAAACUACUAUGGGAAGAUGGCGUUUUAACUUAUGAUAUUCAUUCCAAGUCAAAUUUUGUAAUGCGAGCUGCAUUGUUGUGGACUAUUAAUGAUUUUCCUGCAUAUGGAAUGUUGUCUGGAUGGAUGACAGCAGACAGGCUAGCAUGUCCAUACUGUAUGGAACGAACCAAGGCAUUCCAAUUAAAAAAUGGGAGAAAGCCAUCAUGGUUUGACUGCCACAGACAAUUCUUGCCAAAUAAUCACAUGUUUAGAAGAAACAAGGAUGCAUUCUAUAAGAAUAGAAUUGAGAGAUCAGAACCUCCGCCAAGAUUGACUGGAGAGCAAAUAUGGUAUAUAGUUCAGAAUUAUGAUAAGAUAAGUGAUGUUGAGCAACUUGAGAUAGAAGGAUAUGGAAGUACGCAUAAUUGGACCAAAAGAAGCAUAUUUUGGGAUUUGCCUUAUUGGCGUCAUAAUUUAAUCCGUCAUAACCUUGAUGUAAUGCAUAUUGAGAAGAAUGUAUUUGAUAAUAUAUUCAAUACUGUCAUGGACAUCAAAGAGAAGACUAAAGAUAAUGCAAAGGCUAGAAUGGAUCUGUCAUUAUACUGCAAGCGAAAAAAUUUAGAACUGCCAAAACAAAGUGGAGGUAAAAUUAUAAAACCCAAAGCAAACUACACAUUUACCCUCCAGCAAAAGAGGGCAAUAUGUGAAUGGGUGAAAGAGUUAAGGAUGCCUGAUGGGUAUGUUUCAAAUUUAGGGAGAUGUGUUGACAUGAUAGAGGGCAAGUUAUAUGGAAUGAAAAGUCAUGAUUGUCAUAUAUUUAUGGAACGUUUACUGCCAAUUGCUUUUAGUUCAUUGCCAGAGCAGAUCUGGAAGCCAAUAACAGAGUUAAGUCAAUUCUUUCGAGAUUUGUGCUCAACAUCGUUACGAGAAGAUGUUCUAAAUAAGCUAGAAGAAAAUAUUCCAAUUGUGCUAUGCAAGCUAGAACGUAUUUUUCCUCCUGGAUUUUUUGACUCAAUGGAACAUCUACCUAUUCAUUUGCCAUUUGAAGCAUUGCUUGGUGGUCCUGUGCAAUAUAGAUGGAUGUAUCCUUUUGAGAGGUUUCUCCAUCAUCUUAAAAAAAAGGUCAAGAACAAAGCACAUGUUGAAGGAUUUAUCGUUGAAUCAUACCUAAUUGAGGAGAUUUCUUACUUUUGUGAGUACUAUUUUAACCAAACUAGCAUCGAUGCAAAGCAAAAUGAUGAAGGUGAUGAUUCAAUUGAGCAAAAUUUGUCUAUUUUUAAUUUGCCUGGUUGUUUGGCUGGUGAAUGCAAAACUCGUUAUUUAGAUGACAAAGAAUUCAGUGCAGCCAUGAAUCAUAUACUAAUAAACUGUGAUGAAAUUAAGCCAUAUAUUGAGAUCUUUGUGGAUUUCAUAUGCCAAGAUCAUAUUACUUUAAGUGAUGAACAAGUUCAUGAUCCUUUAAAUAAUGUGACAGAUUUGAAUAUUCAUUCCUUGGCAUGGGGUCCUUUGAGAAUUGUUAAAUGUUGGCCUAUUUACAAAGUCAAUGGCUUCAAGUUUCACACAAGAUCUCACUCAAGUGAAAAGUCAACUCAAAAUUAUGGAAUAUGUGUCAAAGGCACAGGUUAUGGUGAAUAUGAAAAUGAUUUCUAUGGCCUGCUUAAUGAAAUUAUCCAAUUUGAGUAUACUGGGCUACCACUAAAAAGAGUUGUACUAUUUAAAUGCGAAUGGUUUGAUCCCACGAUUGGCAAAGGAACAAAGGUAAACAAAGAGUAUGGAAUCAUACAGAUUCGAAAGAAUCGACGAUAUGGUAAAUAUGAUCCAUUUAUCAUUGCACAUAAAGCAAUUCAAGUAUAUUUUGCACCUCAUCCAAUGAGCAACACCAAGAAAAAAGCAGAAUGGUGGUUUGUAUUCAAGACUAAAGCAAGAGGUGAGAUUGAGAUUGAAACAACGGAGGAUUUUGCAUAUCAAGAAGAUGGCACAAAUCAAUCUAACAAUCAUAUCUCAAAUGAUAUUGAUAUUGUUGUUGAUUUACUGGAUACCAAUAGUACAAGAUAA
Molecule: messenger RNA, 2106 nt
Organism: Arachis stenosperma
Lineage: Eukaryota; Viridiplantae; Streptophyta; Magnoliopsida; Fabales; Fabaceae
Exons: 4
Coding region: 1-2106 (701 amino acids)
Source: RefSeq, a predicted model, not a curated record